Messenger RNA from Eremomyces bilateralis CBS 781.70, 633 nucleotides. RefSeq lists its product as uncharacterized. Gene Ontology annotation, molecular function: DNA binding. The annotation marks the transcript as partial. The record is from RefSeq and is a predicted model, not a curated record. NCBI's taxonomy places the organism in Eukaryota, Fungi, Ascomycota, Dothideomycetes, Eremomycetales, Eremomycetaceae. The transcript is spliced from 3 exons.
AUGCAAAUCCAGUCGUUACUUAACCCUUUGUCUGAGCCUCUUCCACCCGGCAGAGUAUCACCGCAACGCUCCGCUCCUGAGUCUACCAGGCCGCAGUCCCAUCGACCUGCCCAGGCGAGAGAGAGUUCGGAGCACCCCAGUAGUCAGUUCAAAUACGACUCACUAUCUACUCAACGGCCGGCGAAACUACCCAAAGAUGCCCCCAUAUUCAAGGAACGAAAGCCUAGAGGGCGGGUGAACUUCGCGCCGUACGAGGCCGGAACUGGCAAGGAGAUGGCUGCACAGCAUAAGAAGUUUCGAAUCUUUCCUGUGGGGCGCAUAGGAGAGUACUGCCGACCAAUCCCAUACUCAAGCGAUAAGAAGUCCUUCUGGUCUAAGACUGGCCGAGAAGGGUUUGAAGUGUUCCAAUAUACUUUCCAGCUUCCAGGUGAAGACAAGAAGUACACCGUGAUGUGGGACUACAACAUCGGCCUGGUCCGCAUCACUCCCUUCUUCAAAGCCUGCAAAUACUCCAAGACAACCCCUGCGAAAGUUCUGAACGUCAACCCUGGUCUGCGAGACAUAAGCCAUAGCAUUACUGGGGGGGCGCUGGUCGCUCAAGGAUACUGGAUGCCCUUCCGAUGUGCUCAAGCU